UGUCUGCAUGACAUAUUGUGCGAUCUCAGGAUCUAGACAACACCGAAGGUGUUACAAUGUAAAUAAGGCUUUAAAUGUUUAGUCUAACUAAUUUAAAAUGUUUAUAGUCUAAAUUGCCACGAUUUUGUCCGUCGUUUUGGGACUUGACCGACAAACCGAUGAACGGAGAAAGUUUUUGAUUUGUCAAACAUCUACAGCGAAUCAACAGAUACGUUUUCUUCAGUCAACACAUAAACUGAGAGUAUGUCCCCCAGCGCUACUCUCCGCAGGGUCCUGUUCUGGGUGUGCGUGCCUUGCUUUGUGAUGGGUGGGCUCAUGGUCUACGUCACCCUUGCCGUGUGCCUGUCCAUGAGCCCGUCCACGACGCACAGACUCCAUCAUCUACAGCGCGUGAAGUUCACCGCCCCGGGCGCCACGGCGAGGCUGGGGUACGCUGCCCAGCCCCGGGGGCCCUUCUGGAGGGGUGACAUGGACGCCAACAAGACUGGACUGUGGAACCGGCUGCAGUACAAACUGGACCUGCGGAACAGCCACGUCUUACGCUCAGUCAAGGUCAAAGGGCCGCCGGGCGUCCAGAGACUGACCUCUGCGUCGGAGAGCGGCAGGGCCAACGCAGAGGUCAAGGGUCGGCUCUGCGCCUUUAACCAGACCUCUGUGGAGACGGCACUGCCGGAGUUCCAGACGCUUCCGCUGCACAUCAGGGAGUUCAUCCUGCGCAUGUUCUGCCGGGACUUCCGUCUCCUCAUCGACCAGCCGCGCCUGUGUGCAGCGGGGGCGCCCAGGGGGAGCAAGGAGACGCCCUUCCUGCUGCUGGCCAUCAAGAGCCGGGACGAGCACCGCGACCAGCGGCAGGUGAUCCGGGACACCUGGGGCCAGCAGGGCCAGGUGCGGGGCAGGAGCGGCGCGGGCGGCCUGGUCCGCAGGCUCUUCCUGCUGGGGAGAGGACGAGGCGGCGACGGGAGGCUCAACCGCACGCUGGAGGAGCAGCUGAAGCAGGAGAACGAGCGGCACGGGGACCUCCUGCGCUGGGACUUCGCCGACGCCUUCUUCAACCUCACCCUGAAGGACGUGCUGUUCUGGGGCUGGCUGGCACGCCGCUGCCCCGACGCCCGCUUCGUCUUCAAGGGCGACGACGACGUCUUCGUCAGGACGCCCGCGCUGCUGGACUACCUGCAGGCGCAGCUGGACGCCGAGGGCGCCAAAGCGGCGCGAGGCCUGAAGGCCGACCCGACCCUGCGGGACUUCGUGGCGGGCGACGUGAUCCCGCUGGCCAGGCCGAUACUCUCCGCCGACGUGAAGUACUACAUCCCCGCGCUCCUGUACACGGGCAAGUACCCCACCUACGCGGGCGGGGGAGGGGUGGUGUACUCGGGCGCGCUGGCCCUGCGACUGCGCGAGGUGUCUCGGAGGGUGGCGCUGUUCCCCAUCGACGACGUCUACGUGGGCAUGUGCCUGGAGCGGCUCGGCGUGGUGCCCAAGCACGAGCCCGCCUUCCUCACGUUCGACUUCCCCGAGGGCGAGGAGGAGGACAACCCCUGCGCCUACCACACCAUCCUGCUCGUCCACAAGCGCAGUCCCGAGGCCGUGCGGAGGCUGUGGGCGGAGGACCUCGAGCCUCCGCCCGACUGCCUCAACGCCACCCUCAGAGUGGACCCCACAGCAGCGCCCAAACGUGCGCCCAAACGUGCACCCAAACGUGCGGCACAGAAACGAGGACAAGCGAAGGAGGGUCCGAGGGAGAUGGACAUCAUGGACUUAAUGUGAGGCCGGCUCUCAGGAGACUUCGCUACCUCAUUUUAUACGCUUCAGCUCUUGACCUGCUGAUGAUGGCUGAGGCAUCAUUCAUGUUGUUUCAGAGACGUGAUGGGAAUUAUUUUUAGCCCUUUUUUUUUAAAGACAAUUCCUCAAAAUUGAUGGCAGCUUCUUGAAGUUAAAGUUGAACCUUCUCAGGUUUUCUCAUUCCUCUCUGACAGUAAGCGAGGUUUCAGAGCUGGCCGUCUCUGUGCCCCCUUAGUGUGACCACUACAUAGGCCACGUAGCUAUGCUUUUCUUCAGUUAGUUAGGCUACAUGCAGCGUGCACUAUAUCUCUCACACUCACUCUCUCUUGGAGUGCUCUGUUUGAUCAGAGCAAUCCAAGAUCAAACAGAUCAGCUCGGCGUUCUCUAUACUGUAGGUUAGCAGUAUCAACAGCACAGCACCAAUGAAGUUAAAUAGGCUACUCAUGCAUGCAACGCAAAUGUACUAGUUUGUUCUUAUCACAACAAUCAACAAUCAGCCAGUCGCGGAGAUCAAAUGCGUAAAAAGGCAAAGCAGUUUUACCUACUGUAGCAGUAUGUAGGACCCUUACAUGGUAUAGGCCUAAUGCUAGAACACAGCUGGGUCUCUAGCCGCAGUCGCAGUUAACAUUAGGAUAUCAAUUCAUAAACUGUGACAUUAAAUAUUCGCACCACCCUCCCAAUAAUACUUGUGCCCCCUUGACAUUUGCAAAUACCCCCUCUCUCACCAUACUUUGCGGCCGGGUAUUGCUUUUGAAGAAUCUUGGGCUUUGGGAAACACUAAUUUUCACCAUUUUCUUGCAUUUCUAUUGAUAAAACAACUAUUCGAUUUAUCAAGAAAAUAAUCCACCUGGUAAUGGACUGUAGGAAUAAUAGCUUGUCGCAACCCUGCCGUGGGAUACGGCUCUCUACUGUCACCAUGGAAUAAAUAGAUUAGACAGUCUAUUAUCUGGGUGGUUCCACAAUAAAACAUGUCCUGGGCCAAUUGAAAACACUGCAUAAACCUAAACAAGUUUGCUUUUUGAUAAGGAUCAGAAUUCACAGGUGUGUGUAUGACUUUAGUGUGAGUGUGUGGAGGGGGGCGCAAGCAGUGUUUCAACAUAAUUUCUCGUUAAACUGGUUUACAGGAAACACUAUCAUGUCGCACCUUAGACAUCUGAAGAAUUCUGCAGUUACUUACACAAGGAAUUUAAAAACUGAAGCUCACAUACACAUACAGGCACCCAUAAACACACUCAGAGAAAAUGUGAACAAGCCUUCAGUACUCUAAAUAGCCUCAACUUCCUCCUAGAACUCAUAGGUCAUUGAUAACCAGGUUAUGUGCAAGGGGGAAGCUGUGACUUCCUUUCUAUGUACAGUAUACUGUAGAGAGGGAUUCAUGUUUUUUUUUUAUACUAUGUAUUAUACUUUGUAGAGUCAUUCAUUUUUUUUGUUUGUUUUUGUUUAAAGACUGUGAAACUGUU
Molecule: messenger RNA, 3239 nt
Organism: Sardina pilchardus (European sardine)
Lineage: Eukaryota; Metazoa; Chordata; Actinopteri; Clupeiformes; Clupeidae
Product: N-acetyllactosaminide beta-1,3-N-acetylglucosaminyltransferase 2
Exons: 2
Coding region: 244-1764 (506 amino acids)
Cellular component (GO): Golgi membrane
Molecular function (GO): UDP-glycosyltransferase activity; hexosyltransferase activity
Source: RefSeq, a predicted model, not a curated record